AUGCUCUUCUCCGCUCUUUUCCUAGCCUCUUCUGUCGCCGUCUCUGUCCAUGCUGGGAAGCCCAACUACCCCGCUGGAGUUGUCGCCACCGGGACACAAGGCGCUACCAACCCACCAACUGCUACAAUGCCCUCAAUAAUAAAUCAAAACUCCAUGUCGCGUCUCGUCAGCCUCAACUCCAUCGACGACUUCUGUCUGUUUGCACCGCCCCAACCCAAUUCACUUAUCGCUGACACGGAGGGCGAGGAGGUUGCUUGGUGCACUCAACCGAGAAACAACGCGCGUGUCAUUCCCGAUGGGGUCAUUACUGGGGUUUCUUUCCUGAGAACGCCGUUCUAUGUCCAGCUUAUGGGCACCGGUGACUUUACCAAGUUGAACAUCAGAGCCGGUGAUGCUGGGGGUGAACUUGACCCUCAUGGGGCUACCGGAGCGGGCAACCCUGUCGGUGGAAAUGUAACAACCACGGUCGCCGACGGGUCUGACCUGCAGAUAACGGAAUGGAUGCAAUAUAUCUCGUCCAACCAAUUCUGUAUUCGCGCUUGCACUUGGGCCAACGCGACAUUCGACGCUGCCCAUAUGUGCUGGCAUGAACUCGAUGUCAUGGGAUGCGAGUUUGUUAUGCCCGGCACCUACAGAGAACCAGGAACCUUCGAAACUUGCGACGCUGAUAUUGCCUACCCUCCAGGCUGGUACCCCGGUGUAGAUGCCAGCGGCAAGACCACGUUCUCCACCUUCGCUCAGUACUUCACGGGCAUCUACACUGGUGGAGACGGCCAGCCGACAGGCUACACUGUCGGCGACCUCACCACACCCACAACAGUCGCAUUCGUCCCCCAAUCGUCCAAUUGUGUCACCCAGGCUACUGUCAAGAACGGGCUUGCUGCCUCGCUUGUGACUGCUGGCGCUUCGGGGACCGCUGUUCCACCGGGUUUUACAACUACUCCCACCACGACUGGUGGAACCGCCCCAACUGGGAAUGCCGCUGCCGCUGGUGGCGCUGGCGGGUCCUCGUCGCAGGCUGUUGGGGGAUCAUCCAAAUUGACAACAAGCAACACGGCUAAAAGCACGCCUACGCCCAACAACGGAGGGGGUGCGGCUGCUGGGUCAAAUACUGCAUCGUCCUCGGCGCCUGCUGUCAGUGGCUCUAGUCCUGCUCGUCGUGGUGUCAGUGUCGGUUCCGGAAACAAUGGAGAGUCUGCUGCGAUCGCGCUACUUUCCCUCAUUUCUGGUAUUGCGGCCAUUGCCUUGCUUCAUUAA
Messenger RNA from Mycena indigotica, 1257 nucleotides. RefSeq lists its product as uncharacterized. Lineage: Eukaryota; Fungi; Basidiomycota; Agaricomycetes; Agaricales; Mycenaceae. The coding region runs from base 1 to 1257 and encodes 418 amino acids. The transcript has 5 exons. The record is from RefSeq and is a predicted model, not a curated record.